Molecule: messenger RNA, 768 nt
Organism: Brugia pahangi
Lineage: Eukaryota; Metazoa; Nematoda; Chromadorea; Rhabditida; Onchocercidae
Source: the annotation of a GenBank genome assembly
AUGAAAACAAAAAGUCGCAAUGAAUACGUAGCUCACAAGAAAACGCAUCCCAAACCUUUUAUUUAUGAAUGCAAAGUGUUCGGUUGUGGACGAACAUUCGAUAAUGCAGCAUCAUUGUGCACACACAUGCAAACACACCGACCUAAACCUCAGUGCAGAGACUGUGGCAAAUUCUUUACUUAUAUGAAUAAUUUGUACACUCACAGGAAGAGUUGCGCGAAAGUUUCACAUAAGAAAAAUUAUGAGUGUCCCCAUGUUGGAUGUACUAUGAAAACGGAUCAUCAUAGUGAAUACAUAGCUCACAGGAGAACGCAUCCCAAACCUUUUAUUUAUGAAUGCAGAGUGCCCGGUUGUGGGCGAACAUUCAGUAAUCCAUCAACAUUCGUCAAUCACCAGGAAAUACACGGGCCUAGAUCUCAUUGCGGAAACUGUGGCAAAAUUUUCAACUAUAGGAAGAAUCUGAGCCCUCACAGGCAGUGCUGCACGAAAGCUCCAUAUAAGGGAAAUUAUGAGUGUCCCCAUGUCGGAUGUACUAUGGAAACGAGGAAUUACAAUGAAUACAUAGCUCACAAGAAAACUCAUCCUAAACCUUUUAUUUAUGAAUGCAGAAUGCCCGGUUGUGGGUUAACAUUCAAUCACCCAUCAACAUUCUACGGUCAUCAGAAAAGACAUGGACCUGAAAUUCAGUGCGGAAAUUGUGGCAAAGUUUUCACCUGUAAGAAUAAUCUGUACACUCACAAGAAGUACUGCACGAAAGCUCUGCGUUAG